GUCUCGAUCUUGAGCCUGGCUUUGCGUGUUGCGUGUCUGAGUGUGGCAGCUCGAUUGACAUUUGAAUUCUUUGUAUAUACAUGUACAAAAGCUAAUUAUCCUGGAGGCCGCAAUGUCUUCGCCGUGCGCCCCUCGAGUCGCCUUCCAAGAGCCCACGCCUGACCUGUUAUCCUCGCCGCCCGCGCCCUCAGCGACACGCAAACAGAAGAGACCGCCGCCAAUCACCCCGAAACGCUUCACACGCUUCUUCACCCCGCGAAACUCGAGCCAUGGGUCGGCACGCCCCUCACUCUCCAGCUCCGGGCGGCAACUGCAGGAUAUCACCCGCGCUGCCAUCAAUCGCAGCCAUGCCAUGACGCGCACUACACCCCGAAAGACGGUCAAUUUCGUCGACGUCGAGGUUACUCAGACACGCACACCUUCGUCGAGCUCCCGCAAGAGGAAGAACCCGUACCUCUCACCUGAGAGCUCUCCCGCACAAUUCCACUCAUCACCUUCGAAACGCUCGCGCUAUGUCACUCCAGAGCCAGUGGAGGUGUUUGAGGAUGAGCCUGAGAUUGAAGAGGUGCCUGUCUUUGCUGCACCGAUUCGCCGGAUCGCGACGUUGGGUGCCACAUCGCGGCGGCUACAGCGAUCUUUUGGUGGGAUACUGAGCGUCGGACGAGGCUUCAGGCGAGACCAUACCGCAACAUGGCAAGAUGAAACAGCAGAGUUCUACAGCAGCUCGGAGGACGUACAUUCCCUGUCACAGAAUGCACCGCCCUUCUGCACAGCCAGCUGUAACACGAAUUCGCUCAUGGCCAUUGGAGACGAGGACGGUUACAUCCAUCUGGUCGACUCUGAAGGCGACUUCUCGAAGGCGCACAUCUCAUGGCAGGCGCAUUCUAACGCGGUCAUGGAUGUCCAGUUCUCGUCCGACGACUCGUACCUGGCUGCCGGCUCUGGUGAUCAAACAGCACAGAUCAUCGAUGUCCGAACACAGCAGACGUUGAGUGUGCUUGCAAAGCAUAAGUCGUCCGUCAAGCAAGUACGCUUCCAGCCCGGCGACGAUAAGAUUGUUGCAACAUCGAGUCGAGACGGCGCAGUCCAGAUCUGGGACUUGCGCUGUAAGGGCGGAGAUCUCACGGUACACUCUGCAUGGGGAUCGGAUGCACCCUAUGCCAGUGUUGUCCGCACACUUUCGGCAGCACAUGCCGACAUUGGCUUGCCAUCAAAUGCAGCUACACGAGUGGCCCCCAACAGCAAGACGGAAGCCAUCAGCAGACGCAACGAUGUCUCUGUCACUGCACUCUCCUUCAUGCCCGAGGGCCGCCAGCAUCUUCUUCUGACUGCAUCAGACGCAUCCACUUGCGUAAAGCUGUGGGACAUCCGCGGCCGAUACUCUUUGCGAGGACCCGCCAUUCCUAUCGCCACGACGCGACACCCUGAAUCACAUAAUAAACACCGGCACUUUGCCAUCAACUCGCUUACCCUCAGUGGCGAUGCAUCACGCCUGUAUGCACUAAGUAAGGACAACACAGUCUAUGCUUACUCGACCAACCACCUCAUCCUUGGCACUGCCCCUGAGCUUUCUGUCUCAUCCUCCUCAAAACAGAAGUACUGCCAGGUCGGUCAAGAGGGUCUCGGUCCUAUAUACGGUUUCCGCCACAGCAAGUUUCACGCCGGUUCUUUCUACGUCAAGGCCUCACUGCGGAAGGCUUUCGACGACAAGCCGGAGAUGUUGGCUGUCGGCAGCACAGAUGGCUGCCCCGUCUUGUUCCCUACAGACGAAACCUUUCUUAAGCGCGAGAAGAGCUACAAAGAAGAUGAGGCAGAUGAUCUGCCAGAAAUUACUCCCCGUCCUAUUCUUAGACUGUCAUUGUCGCGAUCGGCGAGCAGCCGUUCGCAGGAUACGAUUCCUAUCUACGAACAUGGCACACCUUUGGUGCGAGGCCAUGACGCAGAGGUCACGAGUGUUUCAUGGGCGAAGAAUGGUAGCCUGAUUAGUGUCAGUGACGAUCAUCGCGUCAGGAGGUGGACGGAAGGCAGUAAGGCAAGAGAGCUGCGCACAGGUGGUGAGGGAGAGGGAAAGAGAUGGCAGUGCGGCUGGGCAGAUGUGCGUGUAGGAUAUGAUGAUGACGAGUAGGUUGGUGCUAUUAUACCCAUUCAUAGUUUGGUUACGAUGCGUUACGAACGAAUAUAUCUACGGUGUCCUCUAGGC
This is a messenger RNA of Didymella exigua CBS 183.55, 2200 nucleotides long. RefSeq names its product Lethal(2)denticleless protein. The transcript has a single exon. Gene Ontology annotation, molecular function: protein-macromolecule adaptor activity; protein binding. Gene Ontology annotation, cellular component: nucleus. The coding region runs from base 113 to 2125 and encodes 670 amino acids. Gene Ontology annotation, biological process: proteasome-mediated ubiquitin-dependent protein catabolic process. Lineage: Eukaryota; Fungi; Ascomycota; Dothideomycetes; Pleosporales; Didymellaceae. The record is from RefSeq and is a predicted model, not a curated record.